AUGCACACAUCGUCUGCACCCCCAGCCUACCAUUCGAUGCCGUCGUCUGCUCCGUCAGCAACAAAAAAGCACGACAAAUACUACUACGAGGACGGAAACCUGGUCCUCCAGGCAGGUGACACCCUUUUCCCGUGUCUGGGACGGCACGAUUCGCCGUCACGCCACCGCUUUCCCUCUGCCCAACGCCGAAAAGCCCACAUCCGACGAGAACCCGCUUGUUCUAGAGGACGUUCCGAGUGCCGAUUUCGAACGACUAUUGUGGAUCCUCUAUCCACCUGUCCUGGGCCAAUGCCUUGCCUCGACCUCUGCCGACUGGACUGCCAUUCUCGCAUUGGCCACGAAGUAUUCACUAUCCGAUGUCCGGGACUUGGCGAUCCGGGAACUUGGCAAAGCUUUCGCUUGACCCUGUGGAGAAAAAUCGCAUUGCAGCAAACGUAUACCAUCGACAGGAAGUGGGCCGGUGACGCGUUCAUUGCACUCUGUACCCGUGCGCCGGCGUUGGAAAUCGAAGAGGGCAAGAAACUUGGAAUUGAGAUGACUGUUCAGGUUGCUGGUGCUCGAGAAAAACUCGACAAAUGGGGUAGAAAGAAGCCAGAGGAGGUCAAGAAAGUGGUGGCGGAAGUUUGGGGGAUUACUGUAGAAACACCAGCAGCUUGA
Messenger RNA from Mycena indigotica, 657 nucleotides. RefSeq lists its product as uncharacterized. The coding region runs from base 1 to 657 and encodes 218 amino acids. Lineage: Eukaryota; Fungi; Basidiomycota; Agaricomycetes; Agaricales; Mycenaceae. The transcript has 3 exons. The record is from RefSeq and is a predicted model, not a curated record.